AUGAGUGAUUACAUUGCGAGCAGUGCUGCUCUUAGAAAGAAAAAGACCUUGAAAAAAUCAAUCAAUUUUUCAGUGAUGGUUGUGGGAGGUUCCGGAUCUGGAAGAUCCACAUUUAUCAAUAGCUUGUGUGACCAGCAAAUAGUUGACAUUUCUGCCAACAGGCUGCCUGGGCCACAAGAGUUUGAUCCUGACUCACCUCUGGGAUUUUUAUUCCAAUUGCGUCGCAGUAAUGUGGAGUUGGAGGAUAACGAAGGUGUGAGGAUCUCGUUGAACAUCAUUGAUACUCCAGGCUUUGGCCGUGGCGUGGAAAACCUAUCACAGUUUGAAGUAAUACUGAAUUAUAUCAAACACCAGUAUGACGAAAUUUUAAUUGAGGAGAGUAAACUGAAGCGUAAUCCCCGCUUUAAGGAUGGAAGAGUCCACUGCUGUCUUUAUUUGGUAGAGGCAACUGGACACGGAUUGAGAGAAAUUGACGUGGAACUCAUGAAGCAACUAAGUACGUUGGUUAAUUUGAUUCCGGUAAUCAGCAAGAGUGAUUCGUUGACAGAAACUGAGUUACAAUUGAACAAACGUCUGAUUAGAGAGGACUUGACAUUUUACGGAAUCCCAGUCUACGAUUUUAACGACGAAUUUUUCCAAAUUGACAAAGAAAGCGACUAUGAAAGUUACCAAAUUGCACAGUACCUGAAUAACAGUGUUCCAUUUGCUGUUAUGGGCAGCAACAAAGUUAUUGACUCGGCAGACCCUGCAACUGGACACCGCCGUGUUCGUGAGUACCCAUGGGGUCUGGUAGAUGUAGAUGAUAACGCCGUUUCUGAGCUAAGUGUGCUGCGCAAUACUCUUCUGAUUUCGCACUUGAAUGACUUCAAAGAAUAUACCCAUGAAGUUCUCUAUGAAAAUUACAGAGCCCAGGCCCUAGGGAACGACGAUCGAUAUGAAACGGAUGGUUUGAUUGACAGCAACAGAUCCCCAAUCAGUUAUUCACGAGACCAGUCACAGUUUGAUGCUGUAACAAAGCCAUUGGUUGCGGACUCCUAUUUGGCAAGGGAGGAACAAAUUAGACUAGAGGAAGAAAGGUUGAGAGUAUUUGAAGAGAGGGUCCAGAGCGAUCUCUUGCGGAAGCGCCAAGAACUCGAGGAGCGUGAAAAAGAGUUGGCAGAUAUUGAAAGGCGUCUUGCCUCUGGAGCAAUUGAUGUUUAA
Komagataella phaffii GS115 is the source of this 1200-nucleotide messenger RNA. Its product is annotated as Component of the septin ring of the mother-bud neck that is required for cytokinesis. Lineage: Eukaryota; Fungi; Ascomycota; Pichiomycetes; Pichiales; Pichiaceae. Bases 1 to 1200 code for a protein of 399 amino acids. Gene Ontology annotation, molecular function: molecular adaptor activity; GTPase activity; GTP binding. The record is from RefSeq and is a predicted model, not a curated record. Gene Ontology annotation, cellular component: septin ring; microtubule cytoskeleton; cytosol. Gene Ontology annotation, biological process: cytoskeleton-dependent cytokinesis; cellular bud neck septin ring organization; division septum assembly. The transcript has a single exon.